Messenger RNA from Talaromyces rugulosus, 3864 nucleotides. RefSeq lists its product as uncharacterized. The coding region runs from base 1 to 3864 and encodes 1287 amino acids. The transcript is spliced from 3 exons. NCBI's taxonomy places the organism in Eukaryota, Fungi, Ascomycota, Eurotiomycetes, Eurotiales, Trichocomaceae. The record is from RefSeq and is a predicted model, not a curated record.
AUGGCGACUCUGGCGGAGAAGUUUGAGAAAAUCAAAUCGCCAAAGCUGCAGAACCAGCACCAUACCGCAGUCGUGUUAAACGCCGUCGAAGACACGCUGCGCGACCAAAAGGCCGACUUUUCAGCCACCGCAUAUUUUGCAGCGUUGCUGGCGCUGCUCAGCCAGGCGCUCACCACCACGCAUGGCAUCGUGAACAAGGACCUGGCCACCUCGGUGGUCUACCUGCUGGACAUAACUGCAGAGUACGUGCCCGCACCGCUACUACGCUCGAAAUUCGCCCAGAUCCUGUCGAACCUCGUGCCCGCCCUCACCCUGGCCGACGUCGAAGCCCCGUUGCUGCGGCCCUCGAUCGGCGUCCUCGAGACGCUCCUGGUCGCGCAGGAUGCCAAUUCAUGGACGCUCCCACACACGCAAAUCGGCCCCCGCCGCGCGACAGCUGGUCUGUUGACCCUGGCCGUCGACCACCGGCCCAAGGUGCGCAAGAGGGCGCAAGAUGCCCUGGUCAAGGUGCUCAAGAACCCCCCGCCGAGCCCCUCGCUCGACCACCCGGCUGCAGACAUGUGUGCCGAGACAGCCCUGCAGACCCUGCAUGACAGCGUGGCAGUUGCUGGCAAGAUCAAGAAGACUAAACACCAGCAGCACAAACAGCAGGACAGCCACCAGGAACCGGCCAUCAUCCAUUCUCUGCAUCUGGUCAAGACCGUGGCCACGGCGUCCGGCGGCUGGCCCAGCAAGAAGAUCGAGCCGCUGUGUGAAUUGCUCUUGAACGUGUCGCGGUCUAGCAAUGAGUUCAUCACGAUGGGCGCCUUUGAGGUGUUUGAAGUGAUCUUCGAGGGAAUGGCGGACGAGAUCUCCUCGUCAAAGCUGCCCCGGCUUUUGGAAGCUAUCCAGGAACUGCGACCCGCGCAAAACGAUGCCCAGCUACUGCCCCCGUGGAUUGCAGUCCUGUCUCGAGGCUACGACGUGUCGUCUCAGAUCGAACCAGAGGAGACGUUUGAAAAACUGCCCGGUCUGUUUGAAAUGAUCGCCACGUUCCUCGCCUCGCCGUCGCAUAACAUUCGCGUUUCGGCCUCGGAGUGCCUCGUGUCCUUUCUCGCAAACUGCAUCCCGAACAAUGUGAUCCUUGAACCGUCUGUCUACGACGAAAAGACCCUGGAGAAGCUCGCCAAGUUUGCGUCGGACCUCCUGUCGGUGAAAUACCAGGCUGCCUGGAUGGAGGUGUUCAACGUGUGUUCAGCCAUGUUUGAAGCCUUUAAAUGGCGAUCGUCCCCAUAUCUCGACAACAUCGUCAAGACCGUUGGCGAGCUGCGCGGAAACGACUCGUUUAGCGGUAAAAAGGAGGCCGACGAGGUUCUCGGACGAGCUGCCUAUGCCAUUGGACCUGCUGAAAUCCUCCGUCUUCUCCCUCUCAACAUCACCGAGCAAAAGGCCGGUCAGCCCGGGCGUGUCUGGCUGCUGCCCAUCUUCCGCGACAACGUGUCAAACACAUCGCUUGCCCAUUUCCGUUCGGAAAUGGUCCCUCUGAGCGAGGCCCUGUACCAGCGUGUCCUAGAGUUUGGCCAGGCAGAGAAGACGGUCGAGGUCAAGAUUUUCGAGACGAUCAUCAACCAAAUCUGGUCUAUCCUGCCGGGUUACUGCGAGCUCCCCCUGGACUUGGAGUCGGCAUUUGACCAGUCCUUUGCUGAGCUCCUCUCCAACGUUUUGUAUAAGCAAACCGAGCUCCGGGUGGACGUCUGCCGCGCUCUGCAGAACCUAGUGGAGUCGAACCAGGCGAUUGUCGAAGUUGACACUGGCGCUAAGGGCGAGGAGAACCUCGUGCUACAACGGCGCAUUUCCAAGGCAGCAGCAGCUAAGAACCUUGCGCAUCUCGGUGGUUUCACUAGUAAUUUGCUGUCUGUGUUGUUUAACGUGUACAGCCAGACGCUGCCUCACUACCGGGGAUACAUUUUGCAGUGUAUCAAUGCCUACUUGAGCAUUACACCAGAGAAGGAACUGGAGGAAUUGUUUACCCGCAUCACUACGAUGCUCGAGUCCGAGCUGCCAUCGGAAGAAGAAGCUGCCAAACAGGGAAGUCUGCCCAAGGGAACAGACAACAAGAUGCCACCGACCUCUCACACGCUGAUCGACCUGGUCAUCGCCAUGUCGAUCUACCUCCCACGGUCGAGCUUCUCCAACCUGUUUAGGCUCGCCGCUUUGGUCCUCAACCGACACGCAUCCGACCCGCAGCUGAUCAAAAAGGCCUACAAGCUGAUCCCCCGUCUUACAUCGACAGAGACCGGACAAGACUCCCUCGCCGAACGAAGCAGCGAGCUGCAAGCCUUGAUGCUCUCGACCGCCGACAAUACCCCAUCCCCAGCUCGACGCGAUCGACUUCUCGCCAUCCACGAGCUCGUCACGUACCUGCCUACCAACGACCUGCACUUUGUCCCCUCGAUUCUGCCCGAAGUCAUCCUCGGAUGCAAAGAGUCCAACGACAAGGCCCGAACCGCCGCCUUUGACCUGCUCAUCCACCUUGCCAAGCGCAUUUCCGACGACGAGCGCAACCCUGCGGGCACCAUGAUUCGCAACUCACUCGUCCCGCAUCUCCCAGACAACUCAGCAGAUGCCCCUGCCUCCCUCGAGGAAUUCUUCACCAUGGUCUCGGCCGGUCUGGCGGGCAGUUCGCCGCACAUGGUAGCUGCCUGCGUGACCGCGCUUUCGCGGCUCUUUUUCGAAUACCGCACAGAACUCUCGACCCAGACGCUAUCCGAUCUCGUCCAGACCGUCGAACUGUUCUUGACCAGCAACAACCGUGAAAUCGUGCGCUCAGUGCUGGGCUUCGCCAAGGUCGCUGUUGUUUGUCUCCCCGAGGACAUGCUCCGGCCGCGCCUCAACACGAUGGUGCCGAACCUGAUGGUGUGGAGUAAAGAGCACAAGGGCCGCAUGCGCACAAAGGUCAAGGGCAUCCUCGACCGGCUUGUGCGCCGCUUCGGUGCACCGUUGAUUGAGAGCCUCGUGGGCGAGGGCGACCGCAAACUGGUCGUCAAUAUCCGCAAGGAGCGCGAGCGCCAGAAGCGCAAGAAGAAGGAAGGUGCUGCUGAUGCCGAGGGUGAUGAGGAUGAUAACGACAACAACAAUGCCAACAAUACCGGUAGCAGCAAACAAUUUAGCAACGAGUUCGACAAGACGGUCUACAUGUCAUCUGACGACGAGGACGGGUCCGACCUGGACGACGCGAGUGAAAUCGAUGUCGACGAAGCCGGGCAAACAUCAGUCAAGAAACAGGGCAAUAAAAAGGGUGGCAAGAAAGGAGGCAGACAAAAUGAACAGUAUAUCCGCGAGUUGUCGCCCGAGUCGAAUCCGCUGGAUCUCCUGGCCCCAGACGCCCUGGCGUCUAUUUCCACCACAAAGCCAUCUGUGCGCUUCCUUGAUGCUGGCGUGGGCAAGAGGAAUAAGAAACGCGGUGCCAAGGUUAAUGCGGACGGGAAACUGAUUAUCGGAGGUGGCGGCGACGACGACGACGAACUCGACGUGAACAAGAACAACAACAACAACCAAUCUGACCAAGGAGCAGGCGGUGUCAAUGCCUACCUGGCCGCCGUCAGUGGACCCGACGCUGUCCGUCGCGGACAAAAGGGUCGUCUAAAGUUCAACAAGAAAGACUCUGGCGCUGACGGAAUGGACAUUGAUGACGACGACGACAAUGAGACCGCCGGAUUCGAAAAGAAAGGAGCACAAAAUGCUGGACGCCGCGGUCUGGGCAUGCCCAAAACACACGGUCCCAGCGGCGGCGGCGGCCGAGGAAGAGGAGGAAAAGGCAGAGUCGAGAAGAGGAGAAGUGGUAGUGGAUUUGUCGCAAAGACGAGAGGCCGUGGCCGAAGAUAA